Molecule: messenger RNA, 1752 nt
Organism: Durusdinium trenchii
Lineage: Eukaryota; Dinophyceae; Suessiales; Symbiodiniaceae
Source: the annotation of a GenBank genome assembly
AGACAGCGCCAUGAGGACGUUUCCUUCACGGGGGAAUUCCCUCACAACUCGUCACCUAGAUGUACUCCAACGGGCUGGAACGUUGCGUUGAGUGAGUAUUUUCAGACGAUCCACGUCACCUGACGUGCUUCCCCCAUCGUUCGACACAGCUGAUCUCCUGCCACGGGUUCGCCGCCCCGACGGGCGUGUUGAUGGGCCGAGCGGCUCAGCAAGCCUUACAGAGAGCACUGAGCGCUGCGUGCCUUCUGCCCACCACAUCCACUGCACAGCCCCUCGAGGAGUACCGUAUCAGGCUUCAGGAGGCGGCCAACCUCAUUUGCACGGAGGAUUGCUGUGGAUUCGCCUUGGCAGAGAUCAAGUCCCUCAUGGAGGCUGGUGCCAGUCGGGUGGAUUUGCGGUCCACGCUCUACGUGGUGGACAUGGUCUUGAAACGGGCUGAAGUCUCUCAAGUGCGUUCGCGUGAUGACCCUUUGGCCGAUCAGAUGCGCCAAAGCUUCCUGCCAUACCUCAGCGACUGGCUGCGGCAGUAUUUGGCAGCCCCACGCAAGCAAUCUUCCCUGCAGAAACUCAGACACCUGGCACAGCGCUGGCGAGAGCAGGGCUAUUUGUCCGUGGAAGCCCUGGCACCGCUGCUGGAUCAGCUUCAGGGCGAUGGAAGCGACUCGCAGGGCGCGCUUCAGGACUCACAAUCUUCCCAAACCUCCGGGCCUGCGGGAGCCUUGCGACCAGGUGCUGAACAGCCGCCCACACGGGGAGAAGACAGCAGAACGUCGCUGAGCCGAACUUCGUUGGGCUCACGAGCUGCGAGUGUUCCAGCCGCUUCGGGCGAACGCCAUGCCGAGACCCCCGUGGCACGGAGGAAGAGUGCUUCAGGCCGUCAAAGUACCCAGCCAAAGCCGCUGGAUGCCCAAGCACGUGAGGAAGCUGCACGCCAAGGCUAUCGGCUCUUUGGGCCAGGCUCCAAGCGCCCACGCUCGCCGCGCUCGCCGCGCUCCUCGUCACCGCCGCCCUCGCGGCGUCUGGUGCUGCCCAGUGGCACCACGGAGACGACCGAGACCGGAGGAGAUGCAUCGCGUGCAUCCGCAUCGCCUGCCACCUCUCCCGGGGUCGCCGCGCAAAGCGCGCAAAGCGUGCAAAGCGCGCCAAGCCCAGCGGCCGCGGCGCCGCCCAUCUGGCCGGUGCUGGGAGACUGCCGUUGCCUCUUCCGCGCCGUGAUCCGUUCCAAAUACCUGGACCCCUGCAACCACUUGGACCGCGACCAGCGCGGCGAGCCAGUGGAGGAGCAGCACAAGACUCAGGAACGAGAGAAGGCCGAUGUGCUGCGGCUGCGGCUGUGCAAUCACCUGCGCGAGCGCAAGGAGGAAGUGCUAGCUUUGCUGGAGCAUCCCCUCAAGACGGUGGAUGAAUACAUUACCGGCCUCGAAGACUGGCGGACCUGGGGCGAUGAGAUUUGUCUGAAGUUUCUUCCAGAUCUCAUCCAGUGUCCAAUCCAAGUCUACUCUUGGAACAAUGAGCAACAAAACUUCUUCGACGCAGGGAUGUACCUUCCAGGCGACAAGGAGAAGCACAAAAAUGCCUGCAUUGUCUUGUGGUACAAUGGCAAGUCGCACUAUGACUUGGUCUCCACGCAGUGGCUGAGGGCAAGAGAGCAGGCCUUGAUCGAGGCCUUGACCUGACGGAUCCAAAUGGAUCUAUUUGGCCAACGGAUAGAUGGAAUCGUUCUCAGAAUGCCCGUGGCGUGUCGAACCUAAC